This is a messenger RNA of Letharia columbiana, 3057 nucleotides long. RefSeq lists its product as uncharacterized. The record is from RefSeq and is a predicted model, not a curated record. The coding region runs from base 1 to 3057 and encodes 1018 amino acids. The transcript has 4 exons. Lineage: Eukaryota; Fungi; Ascomycota; Lecanoromycetes; Lecanorales; Parmeliaceae. Gene Ontology annotation, biological process: eisosome assembly.
AUGACUUCCGCCAAGUCGCAGAAGCUCGAGGAUCAAGCCGCGACGGCCGCUUUAUAUGUAACAAAAGGCAAAGACAACAAGUCGCAAACAAAGCCGAGCAACUAUCCCCUGGAUGAACACAACAAACUCUCGGCUGCUAGUGCGGCAACAUCAUUGAAGCAUGCAGACCCGAAAGAUUUACCGGCGUUUCCUGUUGUAGGCCUCGCCCACCCGGAAUCCUCAGCAGGAGCCGCCGCAAGUCUAGCAAACAAAGACCAUAAAUCCUUCGAGUACUGGAAGCCGGGAGACAUACCAGCUGCCAACAAGGCAGCAAUGCUAGCCAAGGACUACAAAGCUGCUCCGUUGUGGCAUCCAGAGCUGAGUGCCGCCGGCUCAAAAGCCGCGCUUCUCGCUCAAAGGGAGGGAGGAGACGUCAAGAUCUGGAGACCCUCGCCAACUGAGGCUGGAAACUCAGCAGCAGGUCAAGCGAUGCGCAUGAAAGGCUUGAGUCCUCAACUCGACUAUGGUCAUACUGAGGAAGGUGGCAGGAGAGCAAUGAUGGCGGCAACUCAAUCGAUGGCUAGCGGAAGAAAACGAGCUGGUUCUACGCCGAUCGAACCAAGCUUAUACCCAGAUUCGAAGAAUUCUGCGACAAAUGCGCUAAAGGCAGCCACAUCUGUUUCAAGAGCUGCUGGGAGAAGUCAGCCCGCACCACGUGCCCCAGCUGGCUCCACAAUCAAUGCCGCCAAGAUACACAAUGCAGCUAUCACCAACCUUUCACGCGAGAUGUACACGUCCCAUCCCCCAGUUGCGCCGGAGGUGGAAGAGAAGAAUAGACAAGCCGGCCUGCGCGCUGCAGCAAUCUCAAUGGCAAAACAGAUGUAUGAUGUUCAACAGAAAGCUAUCGAGGCAGCGGCGGAGACCCGGCGAUCUGAUAGCUCAUAUGCUGCUACCAGCGUGCACAAUCGUCCAGCCUCGGCUACACCAGAGGAACCGCAUAACCCCCCGCAGUAUGCCAACCUGCAGGAAGCGGCGCAGAAACUAGCAGCUGAGCGCCUCGCUAAGCUCCAUGAUGAGCACGCAGCGUACAGGACAUAUUAUGGAACACAAGCUGCACCCCAGACCCACAAGCUGUCAAUACGAGGUCGGGCUCGAAGGCGCGCAUCCAGCGAUGGCCAGGCAGAUGACGAAGAGCGCUCCCAACAGAUCAGGUCCGAAAUGUCUCUGUUCACGGACAAACUAGCCCAGGUGGAUGCAAAAAAGCGGCAAAAGGAUAGGGAUUCGCUCUUGGCUGCCGCUCAAAGAAAUGUCAGAGCAAGCAUGCAUGGCAUGGAUGAAAAGGUCUUCAACGAUACUGGUAAAGUUUCCCCAGCAAUGAUGGAGGACUGGGAAGAGAAGGCCAAGGCCAAGGCAAAAGCUGAAAGCUCCGCAAGAAUGGUCAAUCAUGGCAAGGUCAACAUAGGUGGUGGCAGGUACAUGGACCAGUCGGAGAUUGAUGCGAUCGCCGCCGCCAGAGUCCAGCCUACACUUGAUGAGGUCACCGCAACCGCCGAGAAGCACCGCGCAAGAGACGAAGAACUUCGCCAGCAACAACUUGAGCGUGAACGGCUAGCUGCGGAGAAGAAUCAGGACCAGAAGGAGCGUGAUGCAAAGACCAAAGAGGAUUGGAGGCGCUUCAAGGAGGAAGAAAAGCGAGAAGCUAGGGCUAGAAAGGAAGAGGAGAGAGCAAAGAAAUUUGAAGAAAGGCGCCUUCGCGAGGCGGAGAAGCAGGAGAAGCGUAGAGUCAAGGAGACAAAGGUCGUCUCGGAAGUUCCAGUGGUGGUUGCGAACGAGGAGCCCAAGGAAGAGGCCGAGGAGGCCGAUUCCGAAGCUGUGGUUGCUGGACCAGAACCACCAGUGCUCGACCCUAUCCCUGCGACCACGCCUUUUGCUACCGAUGAUUCAAAGCCUGAGACUCUUCCAAGCGACGAAGAGAGGAUCGAUCCAACGUUUCUGCCAACAUCUGAGUUGGAGCCCGUAAAUGCCAGUCAGGCCAAUCUGGCGCCAGCGUCUACGGAGGAGUCUGAGCUUGAACCAGUGUACACUGCGGACAGCGGUGGACAUCUCAGUGGAAAUGCGGAAGAAAUAGCCAGACGUGUAUUUUCAGCACCUGUUGAAGGAGAGCCCACAACAAGUACCUCAUUGGGAAACACAAACACAGGUACUGAAGAGCUGGUUGAGAACACGUCCAAUGCAAAGACGGCUCCUGUUGUAGGAGCAGAAACAGCCACGGCACCAGCAAUCGAGACAGAGCCAACCCCCACCGUCACAGAGCCCUCGACGGCAACAAAGCACGAGGCUCCUGUCGCAGCUAGAGUAGUUCCCACUAUACCUGCGGCUACGACCGAAACAACGGUGAGCGGUCCUUCGACCUCGAAAUCGAUGAAAGACAAAGAUACAGGUAAGGUCUCCUCCUGGCUCAAAACGAAAUUCUCCCGCCGCGCCAGCAAACCCGCUAAGCCCGAGUCAACCACCGCACCCUCUGAGGGCAAAGGGAAAGGGUUCGUUGGUGGCGCAAAUCUCACUGGCCCCGAUGCUAGUAAUACCAGCUCGGAUCGCGGCGACUCCUCUAUGCGCGAAGUCGCUCUUGCGGGCAAAGAUCCUACCGCGACUACGACCGAAGCGCCCCUAGUGAGCCCAACCGCGAACGAUGACCUUUAUUCAGCGUCUACUCGUAGCCUUCACACUGGACCGACAGCUGCAGGCGCCCUUCAACGCGAAUCUCUUUCCUCAGCCUCCAUCAGCUCUCUCUCGAGUGACGAAGACACUCGCGGUCGUAGCGCCAUACCACGAGAACGAGAGCCAGUUACACAAAGUCAAUUUGUGCACGAAGAGAUCGACAAGGGUCACAUCGAUCCUGCUUUGACUCGCCAUACGAAAGAAUCGGAGAGCUCGACUGGUGGAGGCGAAGAAUUUGAGGAAGCGAGGGAUACCUUUGAUACCGAGAAGUUGAAUCCGCCGGCAGCUGGUGUUCUUGGUGGAACGGCGAGGAAGAGCGACAGUCCGGCGAGGGAUUCGAAGUUUAUGGAGGACUUGUGA